UCCGGACAGAAUUUGAGCGACGGGGCGAGGAUUCAUCAAGAGCUCUUGCAGGCUGCAAGUCAAACAGAUCCAGAUUUGGAUUCAGAAAGAGCGAGAGAGAGAGAGGGAGAGAGUGAGAAAGAGAGGUGGUGCAGUGGGCAGUGUCCAGCGCAGGCGGUGGUUUCAUUCGCCUAUAUAGUGCUGUCGGAUCAAACCGGGUUACUAUUUUCUUCACCGAGACUUAGAUGAUAUCGUUCUGAUCGGGUCCGAGAACGAGGUGAAUUCUGAGUCGAGACGUUACCUGUAGUUGUUAUUGCAGAGGAGACUGCCUCGGAGUCGGAUGCUGUAGGUGUACAGGAAGCUGGCUAGGUGGGUGAUAGUGGCCUUAGAGGGGUCGAUUCGGCAAGGAGGUUGAAAAUUCUCCGUUGGGGUUCGGCCGUGGUGUCAAUCCGCGUUGUGGAUGCCUAGUAGAUAGCUACAGUUGAGUGUCUCAAGCUAUUCUAGCAUCUUGUUCAUAGUGUCUUGGUCUUCUCUGGAGACCAGAGAGUGGUGGAGACUUAUUCAGCUAGGUUUUGGUUUCACGCCGGCUGUGCUCCGCGACAGCUUGUAGUCUUUCCGUUCGUUGACGAAGGACUUUGAUUCACCGAAAGGUAAACUUAGAUAGUUGAGUGCUUCGAUAUCGGCUUGUGGUCACUGGAUCAUCUCUAGUGGUAGCUCACUGUAGGCAGUCAGGGAAAGGACUUCAGAGUGCAGUAACCGUCGUCGCAACUUGUCAUCACUUUGCUGUGUCUGCUAUCGCCUCUUCUUCUUCUUCUUCUUCUUCUGCUUCUUUCUUUUCCUCGGUGUUGCUAAGAUGACGAGACUUUCUAAGGCGAGUGAAGACGUUCGGAAAGGAGCAUGGGCUGCGGAGGAGGAUGAGAAACUCCGCAAGUAUGUAGAAACCUACGGGACUGGUCACUGGCGCAGCGUUGGAAAGAAAGCAGGUCUUAGGAGAUGUGGGAAGAGCUGUCGUUUGCGUUGGACGAAUUAUUUGCGGCCUGAUAUUCGGCAUGGGAGUUUCACUCCACAGGAAGAGGAUCUCAUUGUCAAGCUGCAUGCAGCUCAUGGAAGCAGAUGGUCUCUCAUUGCUGCACAGAUGCCAGGUAGAACCGAUAAUGACAUCAAGAAUCACUGGAAUACUCGGCUGAAGAAAAAGCUGUGUGACAUGGGCAUAGACCCCGUCACCCACAAGCCCAUAGCUGACUUGCUCAGAGACCUUGCUGGAACUAUGGGUCAGUCAUCUGGAGGAAUCAAUCAGAUAGCUGAAGAAGCCGCACGAAGGUGCUUUCGAGAUAACCUUGUGAGCAAAGCAGUGCGAGAGUGCGGGAAGAACGUCAACUCUGCCCCCACGGUGUCCCAGUUCAUGAAUCAGGCUUUGAAUGUUCAGCACACUGAGGAAGUCAUGUCCAUUCAUCUAGAGCUUCAUGGCGGCGGCGAUCACAUGGGCCAGAAAAGCUCCAACAAUUCUGGUAACUCUCACAGCAUGGACGAGAGCAGUAGCACUGACGAGGCUCCCUCAAGGCGCUCUCUUAGCCCCCCCAUUUCCACCAAUUUCGAUCAGCGAAGAGGCGCAACAGGCACGGUGGUGGAAAGCUCCUGCGGCCAGAUUGCGUACCUUUCUUCAACUCAAAUGCAGAACGAAGCCAACUUGCAGGCUAGAUUCACGGAAGGUGGUGCCACUCCCACAGGUUCUUUCCAUGACCCCACCCCAGGAUGCACCUCUGUGACCACCACCUCCCUCCAAAGUGCAGGCGCGGACGUUUUUUACCAACGAAAACGUGACCCGACUCUUGUGGGGUCUGGAAAACCCUUCCAGACGAGGACUGAAUACAACCGCUGGUUGUCAUCCCGAAGCGCUCCUCCACAAGAAGACUUUCUCAAUUCCGUGGUACAGUUACCCCUCAGUCGGUUCGGCUCAGAGGUCCAGAACCAGAUGGCGGUUCCAAACCACGCCGAGGUUUCCUACAUGCAGGGAUCCGACGUAACUAGGUCGCAGUCGACCUCCGCAGCUAGUAAAUUGGACAUCAGGAUCAACCUCGGGUUUAACCAGCAGCCGGCAUCGUUGCAAGAGAGUUUGAAUUUUGGCUACAGAAACUUCAGUAGUCCUUUAAUGUCGUCGAACUCAACGGGAAAUUCCUUGCUGGACACCAACACGCAGCAUGCUUUGUCUGGAUACGCUGGACAAUUCUCUAGCUCCAUUAUCACCCCAAGCAACGUGAAUAUGGCGAGUUUCAACAGCCCCUUAGCUGGGGCGACUGCAGGCUUGCGGCUCCAUGAAUAUGAAGUGCCGAGUCCGAGGAUGGUGUUGUGGGACUUUCAGGAGUAGACAUUAAUUCGCAGCAAAUUGGUUAGGUUUCUUGUCGGAUAAUUUUGGUGAGAUGCUUCCCUCAGCAAUUGAUAUGCACAUUCUCAUGAUCUGCUAGGCAGGCUUCGAAAGCUCACUUUGUUAGUUAGGGUAGGAGGAAGCGUCCAUGAACACAGGCUGCUAAAAUUAUCCUGAAACACCAUAUUUGUUAAAUUGGCAGAUUCCAAACUGCCAAAAUUUGUCACUCACAGGCCUCACACUUCUGAGAAACUUCUCCAAAUUUAGACUGAUCUAGUUGCGUGGUUCCGCCACAGCUACUAAAAUUGGUCAAUGCAGUGCAUAAAAAGAAAAAUAAACACAAAAAUUUGAUCUCA
Molecule: messenger RNA, 2697 nt
Organism: Physcomitrium patens
Lineage: Eukaryota; Viridiplantae; Streptophyta; Bryopsida; Funariales; Funariaceae
Source: RefSeq, a predicted model, not a curated record